Molecule: messenger RNA, 459 nt
Organism: Naegleria gruberi
Lineage: Eukaryota; Heterolobosea; Eutetramitea; Acrasida; Naegleriidae
Exons: 2
Coding region: 1-459 (152 amino acids)
Biological process (GO): regulation of MAP kinase activity; protein dephosphorylation
Cellular component (GO): cytoplasm
Molecular function (GO): JUN kinase phosphatase activity
Source: RefSeq, a predicted model, not a curated record
AUGUCAAAAGUUAAUGAUGAACUAGAUUGUAAUGAAAUUGUUCCACGAUUAUUUCUCGGAAGUGAAGAUGCUGCCUAUGCAGAUAUCAAUAUAUUAAAAGGAGAACCCUAUAAAUUCACUCAUAUUUGUGUAUGUGGUUUCGGGCUCAUUAAGAAACAUGAGAAAACAUCUCAAAUUGAAUAUCAUCAUAUCAAGGCUGUUGAUUUACCAGUUUAUAACAUUACAAAAGAUGUCAAAUCAUGUGCAGAGUUUAUUGACAAUGCACUGAAUGGAGAUGAAAAUAAUAGAGUACUUGUUCAUUGUUCAAGAGGAGUGAGUAGAAGUGCCUCCAUAGUAACAGCCUACUUGAUGUUGAAGAAGGGAAUGACAUUUGAAGAAGCAUACUAUGGUAAUGUAAAGAAGAAACGUUCCAUUGUUUGUCUCAAUCAAGGAUUUGCAGAACAAUUAAAAGGCUUGUAA